AUGGUUCGGAUAAAUUUGGGUUCUCUCAGUUUUGUGUUUUUGAAUUUUUGUUUUUUAAGUAGUGGCAAUAAGUGUUUCAGUACUAAUUUACAAAAUGUUACGAUACACAGUGAGCACGCUGCCAAACAUAACAUAUCAUAUAAAAUACAUUGCAUUACCACCAAAGAUGGAUAUCACUUAAGUCUUUUUCACGUCUAUGACAAUACUGCUAACGAUGUAGCUUCAAGACAACCAGUUUUAAUACAACAUGGUCUCGGGGCAAAUGCAUUAGAAUUUACCAUUGAAAUUAACGACAUGAUUUCCAUGGCCUAUUAUCUGGUAAAAAAUGGAUUUAAUGUCUGGGUGGGCAACGCUAGAGGUUCUCUAUUUUCCCAGUCCCAUAAUUACCUAAGAAUAAGCGAUAGAAAAUUUUGGAAUUUCAGUUUUCAUGAAAUGGGAGUAAUUGAUGUACCAUCUAUGUUGGAAUCCAUAUACGAAAAAACUUCUAAACAAAAUAAAAUUAUUUAUAUUGGACAUUCAAUGGGAACUAAUUUGUUAGGAGUUUAUGCCUCUUCAUUAAAGGACCAUGCCAAAAAAUUCCUUAAAAGAGCUGUUUUAAUUAGUCCUGUCAUACUUAUGAAGCAUACAAAAGUAAAAUUAUUAAAGGUGCCACAGUUGUUUGAAUUUAUAUUUGCAAAACUACAAGCCUUUGGAUUUCACUCAUUAUUUUCAGAAAAGAGCCUUGAAAAAAGGUUACUUAGAGAAUUAUGCGUAUUUAGAGACAAUUUUGAUUUUUGUGGGGCACUUCUACAAAUCGCUAAUGGAAAACCUAGUAAACCACCAAAAGACUUCGUGAAAGAAUUGUUAAUGACUUGGCCUGAUCAGGUAUCAAUUAAAACCUUAAGACAUUUUUUACAGACCAUAAUAUCUAGAGGAAAGGCUCCCAUGUAUAAUUACGGACCUAGAUACAACAAAAUUUUGUAUAAUAGUGCAGUAGUACCGAAAUAUGAUAUUGAGGGUAUACAAGUACCAUGUCACAUUUUUUAUGGCGAACAGGAUGUACUAGCUCCAAAGGAGGAUGCCGAACUUUUGUAUAGUACUUUGACUUCAGAAAAAACCAUACAGGGUGUAUCAAAUUUCAAUCAUAUCGAUUUUAUAAUUGGAAAGGAUGUCGUGCAGAAGUUUUUUAUUUAUUUGGUAAAAAUAUUAAAUAAAUAG
Molecule: messenger RNA, 1197 nt
Organism: Brassicogethes aeneus
Lineage: Eukaryota; Metazoa; Arthropoda; Insecta; Coleoptera; Nitidulidae
Source: the annotation of a GenBank genome assembly